This is a messenger RNA of Podarcis muralis (Common wall lizard), 5600 nucleotides long. It is a transcript of the gene TRAK2, whose product is annotated as trafficking kinesin protein 2. Gene Ontology annotation, cellular component: mitochondrion; cytoplasmic vesicle; dendrite. The record is from RefSeq and is a predicted model, not a curated record. Gene Ontology annotation, molecular function: myosin binding; GABA receptor binding. Gene Ontology annotation, biological process: protein targeting; anterograde axonal transport of mitochondrion; vesicle transport along microtubule. NCBI's taxonomy places the organism in Eukaryota, Metazoa, Chordata, Lepidosauria, Squamata, Lacertidae.
CUGAGGCCGAGCGGUGCUUUCUGCCUCCAUCUUGUGACCGAGUUUGUGGCCGCCUCCCGCUCCUCCCCCCCCCCCGCACGUUGCUCCACUUGGGCGCCGGCGCUCCGAAAGAGGGAGCUGAGGAGGCGGCUGUACAAUUGUCGCCGGAGCGAGGGGGCUGGAAAGGAGCCCAAGCCUGGAGCUGAUGAUGGCCGAUCCAGGCAAGAUCAUAACAUAAAGAUCGUGAUAUUCAAUGAAGUGCAAGUUUCAAAUGUGUCACCUCGGACCUAACACAGCUGAAGAAAGAAGUACAUACUCGUAAUGCCAGUGUAGACCAAUGGCUGUUGUCUACUCUGGUUUUAAACCAAAACAAUCAAACCAAAAUGAGAAGGAGCAACACACAAUGUGCAUACAGGAUGUGGUUUCCAAAUAACUGAAGUGUGAAGCAAACCUCAUGAAUUUCAACCACAGAGAUUCAGAAAACAUCACUGAUGUUUGUCCUAAUGAAGAUCUCGCUGAAGUUGAGCUGGUGAGCAUGCUGGAGGAACAGCUGCCUCAAUACAAGUUACGUGUGGAUUCUUUAUGUCUCUCUGAAAAUGCCGACUGGACCCAGUCUCCAGGCCGCCACAGUCAUGUCUCUGAAAUCUCUUCUCCAGUUCUUUCUGAAGAGACCAUCCGUUACAUGACUCUUCUUGAACUUCCCCCUUCUUCCUUGGCCGGACCUCGCAAACAUGCCCAAGUUCUUGGCACGGACAGACGAGAGCUGGUGACAAACAAUUGCAAUGAUGUUGAAGUGGUCACACAUCUGCUGGCUGAGAGAGAUCGGGACCUUGAAUUGGCAGCACGAAUUGGACAAGCCCUACUUAAACGGAACCAUAUCCUAACUGAGCAAAAUGAAGCUCUGGAAGAACAACUGGGACAAGCCUUUGAUAAGGUUCACCAGCUGCAGCAUGAACUAACAAAAAAAGAUGAGCUGCUUCGUGUCGUGUCCAUUGCUUCUGAAGAAAGCGAGACGGACUCCAGCUGUUCCACGCCCCUGCGCUUCAAUGAGUCCUUCAACCUGUCACAGAGUCUUCUACAGUUGGAUAUAUUGCAGGAUAAACUCAGGGAACUGGAGGAGGAAAACAUUUCUCUUCGGACAAAGGCCUGCCAUCUGAAGACUGAAACCAUGACAUACGAAGAGAAGGAGCAGCAGCUGGUCAGUGACUGUGUCAAAGAGAUCAGGGAAACGAAUGCUCAGAUAGCAAGAAUGAGUGAGGAGCUGGCAAGGAAGAAUGAAGAGCUGCUUCAGUACCAGGAAGAGAUCUCAUCCCUCUUGUCCCAGAUUGUUGAUCUUCAGCAUAAAAUUAAAGAGCAUGUAAUUGAAAAGGAAGAGUUGAAAUUGCACCUACAAGCUUCCAAAGAUGCCCAGAGACAGCUGACAGCAGAGCUGCAUGACUUGCAAGAGCGGAGUGCAGAGUGUCUGGGGAUGUUGCAUGAAUCUCAGGAAGAAGCGAAGGGGCUUCGCAGCAAAGCCAGGCACGCCGCCCUUCUCUGCCGCCCACAGUCAUGCGGAGCCUUUCCUGUGGAGUCUUUGGCAGCAGAGAUUGAGGGAACGAUGCGAAGAGAGCUGAGUCUGGAUGAGGAAUCCCUCUCUAAGCAAAAGGUUCAACAGAAGCGCAUAUUUGAUACUGUCAGAGUUGCCAACGUUGCCCGUGGCCGUUCCGCUUUGUGUCCUGCCCCGCUACCCAUUCCAGGCUCAAAUCGCUCAAGUGUUGUCAUGACGGCAAAGCCUUUCCACUCUGACUUGAGGCACGUGGAAGGAAAGACGACUCCGUCUCAGAAGACCAGCUCAGAGAACCUUUCCAACAGGGAAGCUCAAAAACUCAGCCAUCCUGGCAUCCCUGGACAAAAUGACUUAGCCACUGCUCUACACAGACUUUCCCUCCGUCGGCAGAACUACUUGAGCGAAAAGCAGUUCUUUGAAGAGGAAUGGGAGCGCCAGAUGUCUUUGCUGACUGACCAGAAAGAAGAAUUUAGUGGCUGUAGCACCCCAGUGGAGAGCUGCCUUUCAUUGGGGAGCAGUACAGAACUGACUGAUUUCUCUGGUACCUCCAGCAACAGCUUACGUUCCCUCCUCCCAGACAAACUGCAGAUUGUCAAGCCCCUCGAAGGUUCUCAGACCCUGUUCCAUUGGCAACAGUUGGCUCAGCCUCACCUCGGCACAAUUCUCGACCCACGCCCCGGCGUUGUGACAAAAGGUUUCACACCACUGUCCGAAGCUGACGGCUACCACCUCUCUGAUUUUGAAGAAGACGAGGAAGAGAGGGAUGAAGGCAUCACCUUCCAAGUGCAGCAGUCCCCUCUUGAGGAAAAGAAACUCACAGUGCCAAAGUCAUUGGCAGGAAUCUUUCUUCCACCUACUAAUUUAGCAACAGUUUCCCUAGCUGCUUCAAAUCCAGGAAAAUGUCUCUCAUCUACAAACUCUACGUUUACUUUUACCACCUGUAGGAUUCUCCAUCCAUCCGAUAUCACUCAGGUCACCCCCAGUGCUUCAUAUGCCCCUUUGUGCUCUGGAAGUGGCAGCAGUUCAAGCAGUACAGUCACAAGCUCCCCAUCCGCGUCCUACAGGCUUAGUAUUGGAGAAUUCCUGACAAGCACAAGAGACUCGACCAUCACUUUCAGUACAAGCUUAGCUAAGCUUCUGCAAGAGCAAGGCAUCUCAGCCAAGGUCUACAACAGUCCAGUCUUGGAGAAAGUGCCGCCGUUUCAGUCUCUCAAGAUACUUGCCGUUCCCUCAACGCCGCCCAAUUCUCCUCUGCAUUCCCCUUGUCCUUCCCCUUUGCCGUUUGAGUCCCGAGUAAAUGCGUCCGAAAACUUUUUGGCCUCUCGGCCCGCCGAAACGUUACUGCAGGAGAUGUACGGACAGAAAACCUCAAAUCCUCCCGACGCAGGACAGCUGAAGAUGAACCUGGUGGAGAGACUGAAGAAGCUGGGCAUUGUCAGAGCUGUCAAACAGCCGGAGGCAGGGGACAGUGGGAAGGUUCAGGGGGCCAAGAGUGGUCUCCACCGGCCUGACUCUGCUGCAUAUGUAAAUGCAGGCAGCAAUCUGAUGGGUGGGCUGAGAAGGAACCACAGCCUUCCCGUCUUGAUCGGGGCACUUGGAGGUCCAGUGAGCACAUCCUCCGCAAAAAUGGGAAUUCUAGAGGAGAACUGAGCAGUUCACCAUGGUGGACCUUUAGCAGAGGAAAUAAUACAAAAUGCAUGGACUUGGGGAUGUAGGUUAAGAGGAGGUUUAAAAAGAGGGUUGUUGUAGGAGGCUGGUAUAUGGCUAAAGUAGGGGAGGGAGGACUUUGCAUGGAGUAUGGAAAAGAAGUCAUACAUUUUAAGCGAGAGGAGGAAAAGGAAGGAAACCAAAGUUCAGUUUUGAGAGCACUGAAAUUUCUAAUCGUCCCUCAUGAUCAAUAGGAGGGCAGCACAAACAAAUUCAUUGCAUUUUCAAGCUUUGUAUGGAACAGUAAAUAUCUACGCAAGUCUUGUAUCUUCUGUGUAUUUUGUCAGGUGCUGUCUGAGAGAUGCUGCCACUGAAAUGUAAUUUUAAGGAAAGGGGCAGAAGGGGCAGUGUCACAGCCACUCUCCCAGUAAUGCUGUCGCUGCUGCUGACCUGGACAGAGCAGGGCAGGGAGGUCAACGCUGCACAGGGACACUGGUGAGAAUGCUGGAUUGGGUCCGCCAGUGCACCUGCACAGCCCUGACCUCAAUGGUGCCCUGCUCCUUCCAGGUAUGUGGCAGAAGCGCCAGAGUCUGGAGGGCAGUACUGCUGCACCAUUCCAGCUUCUCCUGCAGAGGAGCAAAAUAUCUGUUAAAUACUGGUCCGAAAUGUUUUUAGGAGAGAGCACAGCUUCAUUUGUGAAUUUAAAAUACAAAUACCAAUGGAAUGAAUAUGGGCUCUCCUAAAAAUGAAGCUUCACAAGCUUAGCAGAGAAAAUACUUGUGAUAGGUAAUUCAUAUUUAGCAAGGCAUAAUUAUGACAACAUGUCCUGUUGCACAAGUUAAAAAAAGAAAACCCCUCUCAGGCAAAUAUUUACAAGGAAGUAAAAUCGAGGUCCUUUAUUUUAGGGUACAUUAUUUACUUAGAUCGGGAGCAUAUAUUUAGCAGAAACAGAGCAAUGUGUUUGACGUUCUCCAUCUAUGUUUGGGACAUGUUGAAUACUGGAAUGGUCUUUUCCAUAGAUGUAUGACACAACCUUAGUCUGAAAUGUCCGUGGCUCCAAGCCACAGUCUGGGAAGAUCACUUUUAUAGCUAAAUCAGUUUUCUUCUGAUUCUUGGUAGACUUCGCCUGCACGGCUUUCAUAGAGGAGAAAAUCAAAUGCACAAAGCAACAUGCAUAACUUUCCGUGUUAAUGUGGAACCAAGAUAGCAGUGGUUUCUUUUCAUGCUGCAGUAGACAAAAGCAUUGGGAUUGCUAAAAGGAGAGGAAGAGAAACCUUUUCCCGUUGAUAAGAUAAUGUUCUGAAUGAAUUCUUCUGUGAUGGAAAGUUUUGUUUUCUUUUUUUGUUUUGCCAGAAUGAGCAGAUAGAAAUUUGGUCUCACUCGGGAUAGCUUGGAUGUGAGGCAAAGGCAGGAGAAGGGAAGAGGAAGCACGCCUAACUUGGGUACCUCACCGUUUUCACACUUUCUGUGUGACGGCUGAAGUGGAAACUUGAGAUGCAGGACCUCUAUGCACAUCUAAAAGGUGUGAGGAUAUUCCAAAUCGUGAUACGCUUGCAGUGAGCUCCAUGGUAAAAUAGAGCACAAACGGUGGCUGGGUGACCUGAAAAGACCUCCAGUUACUUCAAGUUAUAACCACAAAUUCUGAACAAAUUAACUGCAAACCAAGCCAUCAGGUCUUUUAUAUCCAUGUGUGAUUUGCAACAUGAUUUUUCUCCUCUUAACCAAUCCCUUAGGUGGGGAUUUCUGGUGGUUUCUGUAAAGCAAAAGUUUCCACAAACAUUUACACCCAAGUGCUUUUGUCAACUGAUCUCCCUCAGUAUCACCUAUGAGCAUAUAUAAUAGCUCCAUGGGUUGUGGAAACUAAAUGAAAUCCUGUAAAUAGUAAAUGUUUAUUUAUAAAUUACUAUUAACUGUAUACGGGUUGACUACAUUUUAAAUGACAAGCACGUUCUGAAAAUCUGAAAGCGCUCGGAGUGCAUUUCCUUCUCGGUGUAUGAAACCUUGCAUUCCUUGGCAAGAAAAAUAAAAAGGGAAUUUUCUUUAAUUUCUUAAACGUGGAGUCCAACACAUCCUGUUGUGUUUCUGCAACAGUAGAGAAAGAUUAGGUAAUGACAUGGUAGCAUUUCCCCAGGAAAACCAGCAAUACUUGGAGGGAAACAAGCACAACCUUUCUGCUAGCAAGUUAAGGUAUGUCUGAUUUAUGUAAUCUGUAAAUUCUUUCCGCAAUCUUUUGAUUAAAAUAAUAAUAAUCUAGGAUGAGUGGAUUUCUAACGGGCUUUCGUGUAACUGCAUCUGUUUUUAAGUUAUACUGUAUGCACCCUGUUAUCCGUGGAUGAAGCAGACCAUAUUCAUGUAAAAUUUAAUUUUGUAUAUUCAAUAAAUGCAUGUUCAUCUGUUCAAAGAGAGCUUUCCCCCCUCCCCUUUCCAA